Molecule: messenger RNA, 1227 nt
Organism: Sclerotinia trifoliorum
Lineage: Eukaryota; Fungi; Ascomycota; Leotiomycetes; Helotiales; Sclerotiniaceae
Source: the annotation of a GenBank genome assembly
AUGGGUUUAUAUAGAACCUCGGCGAUAAAGCUAGGUAAGGAGUGAUAUGCUCAACUAACAUCUAGUUUUUGACAGAUUUCAAAUUCUGACGAUUCAAACAUUUCAUUACACUACUCUACACCCUUUAACACAUACAUAUCAUAGUCUAAUCAUGAACGGCAUUAAAGGGGAUGAGAAUGAAGCUAAAAUGCUGAAAGGAGAGCUUUAUUAUGCGUUUGUACCAAAGCUCGUCGAAAAGCGGAAUAGGUGAGGGACAAUGUGACUAGAAUCACCCAUAUAUACUCUACCCACUAAACAUGUCCUCCCCCCGAUUGCCGCUAAUGCUUGUCCUUCUAUAAGAUGUCAUAAUGCUUGCAAAAAAUUCAACAGUGCAGGUGAUGCCUCAAGACGGAAGCUGGUAGAGAUGUGGAAAGAGUAAGCAUCUGCUUCUAGUUGUAUGGCGGCCCAGAGCCUAACACCUAUCAGCAUCAUCGACGACAAAACUCCGCUUCCUCCAGCUGGAGCGACAGACGAGGAAGAGUUCCGUAUCCUAGGAGAUGAACCAUAUAUUGAUGGUCCAAUCAAUGUAGACUAUGGAAUAAAUCUCAGGUAUCUCGCAAACAGUAAACCACAUUUCGGGAAAAUGCUCAUCUUCCACAGGCUCGGCAAAGGAGUUUACAUCAACUUCAAUUGCGUAUUUCUCGACACCUGUCUGAUCACCAUAGGAGCUCGUACUCUAAUCGGCCCAAGCUGUUCAUUCUACGCUGCCACGCAUCCAUUAGACCCUUUCCUUCGUGAUGGUACCAAUGGCCCAGAGCUUGGCGCGCCCAUAACCAUUGGCGAAGACUGUGUACGUAUUGUGACAAUAUUUGACUGGAUAUCCGCAUCUUUUAUCAAUUAUCCCCUAUCUUCUAAUCGCUUGAUAUGUAUCAUGGACGCUAACACUUUCCCAGUGGUUUGGGGGUAGCGUCACAGUGUGCCCAGGAGUAACCAUCGGUCGAGGUUGUACCAUUGGUGCUGGAAGCGUCGUGACAAAAGAUGUUCCCGAUUUCCACGUUGCAGCUGGUAAUCCAGCAAGGCUAAUCAGAAAAAUAGAGCCAAAAGGACCAGAUCCAAAUUCGAAGUCCUGAAAGCUCAGAGAUGGAUGCCAGUCCAAAUCAUUCUUACUUUACAAUCCAGAUGAUAAAUGCAUCAGCAGCAAGUGAUAGCUCAUAGACCACCUUGUAUUGAGAACGAAGAUAAUAUCAA